This is a messenger RNA of Rhodamnia argentea, 1806 nucleotides long. Its product is annotated as dual specificity protein phosphatase 12-like. The transcript is spliced from 7 exons. Gene Ontology annotation, molecular function: protein tyrosine/serine/threonine phosphatase activity. NCBI's taxonomy places the organism in Eukaryota, Viridiplantae, Streptophyta, Magnoliopsida, Myrtales, Myrtaceae. The record is from RefSeq and is a predicted model, not a curated record. Gene Ontology annotation, biological process: protein dephosphorylation. Bases 259 to 1353 code for a protein of 364 amino acids.
GUUGAUGCGCCGCUCAUCGCAUCGAGGGGAAGAAUUUGAGUUUGUUGCAUAAACGAGAGCACCGAGAAGAGAUUUUGUAUUUUUUUUUUCUCGGGAGCUCGAAAUUUGAAUUUUCCCGCUGCGAUGAUGUUCUUGUUUCGUUGAUUGAUGACGCUGUUCUGCUGCUGAAGUGAGAAGUAAUACUGCCCCGUACGGAUCCAAGCUCGGUGAGAGAAAGUCUUGGCUUUUGGGGGAGAAAACCGACUUUGUUCAGCUGUGAUGCACCUUGUUCGUGAAAAUUUGUUCAUUGGGAAUAUCUCAGAUGCGGCAGAAGUCCUCCAAAACGGCAGCACUGAAGUUACUCAUAUUCUGUCAGUACUGAGCUCUGCCUCCAUAUCGUUUUUCACUGAGUGGCGUAGCAGUUUAACAAUACCCAGUAAAGAAAUCAAGAAGGUCUAUGUUGGAGGUUCAGGUGGCGCUGUGAACUCUGAAGAUGUUGGGGGUGAUGGGUCCAAGAGUUGUUUGUCGCCUGAGAAGCUCUUGUAUUCACUGGAGCAUGCAGGGAAGGAUUUGAAGUUCGUGAGAAUGGCUGUGCCGAUUAAGGACACAGAGAGUGAGGUCUUGUUGGACUACUUAGAUCCAUGCUUGGAAUUCAUUGAAAAGAGUCGGAAAGAGGGGUCUGUCUUGGUACAUUGCUUUGCCGGAGUGUCUAGAAGUGCAGCUAUUAUUACUGCAUAUCUGAUGAGAUCAGAGCAACUAUCUGCAGAAGACGCACAUGAAUCACUGCGGCAAAGUUGUGAUUUUGUUUGCCCAAAUGAUGGUUUUAUAGAGCAGUUACAAAUGUUUGAGGAAAUGGGCUUCAAAGUCAAUCGAGACAGCCCCAUCUACAAGAAAUUUCGACUGAGAGUUCUGGGCGAUUCUUACAACCGUGGGGAGAAAAUAGACAGUUCCAAGUUUGCGGCAGAUCCUGGCUUGCCAACAGAACCUCCGUCUGAAGCCAGAGCAUCUCCAAAUGGACCAGUUGAUCGUAAGAUUGCCUACCGCUGCAAGAAGUGCAGAAGGAUUGUGGCUUCGCAAGAGAAUGUUGUGGAUCAUCUUCCAGGAGAGGGCGAAUCAUCCUUUGGGUGGAACAAGAGAAGAGGCGGCAACCCUUUUGACAAAUCUGAUGAGUUUGAGUGCUCUUCUAUAUUUAUCGAGCCUUUGCGGUGGAUGACAGCUGUUGAAGAAGGGGCAUUGGAGGGCAAGUUAUCUUGUGCACAUUGCGAUGCUCGCCUUGGUUACUUCAAUUGGUCGGGCAUCCAGUGCAGUUGUGGGAGCUGGAUCACUCCUGCUUUUCAGCUCCAUAGGAGCCGAGUCGAUAUCAGCACCGUGUAAUGCUAAGAGGUCAACAGAGGGAGGUCAUCCUGCUCGUACUUCCAGUGUCAAAUAUACUGCCAAUAAUAAAUCGAGACCUCAAUUAGGCAGCUCGAAGUACAGUACACCAUGUCAAUACCCAUUCAUGGUUGGUGAGAAACCGUUUUGUGUCUGAACUCCUUUAGAACUGGCACGAUCCCGUUUCUAUGUGUGAUGGCCUGGUUUUUCCGAGUCAGUGGCGAAAUAGAAACGAGUAUAAAACGAGAGUAGGACGUGCAUCGGCAAUUCCUUUUCGGGCCUUUGGCCCUUGGAGAGUUGAUGGUCAUCACUUGUAUUCGUGAUUCUUUUUGACAACUCGAGCCAUCGAGCAUUCCAGAGGAAACUGUUGCAGAGAGUCCUUGAUGCGUAGUUAAUCUAUACUGGUACUUGGAGAAACGUACUUUUCAUUAUUCAUGUAUUGUGGCUUGGCUUAAG